AUGGGCUGCAUACAGAGCAUCACCUGUAAGUCGCGCAUCAAACGCGAAAACAUAGUGGUCUACGACGUUUCCGCCACUAUCGACCACUGCCCAACAGUCAUUGAGGAGAACUCGCCUAUAGUUUUGCGCUACAAGACGCCCUAUUUCAAGGCCUCUGCGCGGAUAGUGAUGCCCCCUAUUCCCCGUAAUGAUACUUGGGUGGUGGGUUGGAUCCAGGCAUGCACACAGAUGGAAUUCUACAACACCUACAACGACAUCGGCAUGUGAGUUGAGUUCUCCUCCUGUUUUGUAUUCCUCCAUCAGAAGGCUAGCUGCUGGCUGUCCUCUGUCACAGGGGACUGAUGCACCAACCUCCCCCUGAUGAUAUGUCCUAAACUGUCACCUCUCUGGUGCUGUGGGCAGGUGCCAAAGCAAAGGAACAGACCUUGGUCAUCGCUCCAGUGUGUGUGUGUGUGUGUGUGUGUGUGUGUGCAUGUGUGAGAGAGAGAGAAAUCUUAAAUGCCACAAAUCUCUGAAUCGUUUUUGUGUGGCAUCAAAAAUGACAUGAAUGCAAUGCAACAGUUGAUGUAUGGCUGUGUGGGUGCAUGUGUAGCAGAGCAUUUGUGCACACAGCAGGGUAACUAUGCUGUCACCCUCUUUCAUUCAAACGCCCACCAAUUGAUUCUGUUCCUGUGAUUUCAGUAUCAAAAUAGAAACAACUGAGGAGCUAAACAACUGCUUCUAGACACAUUGUGUUCACAGAAACAAGGGAGAGAGAGAGAGAGCGAGAGAGAAGGAGAGAGAGAGAUGCACUGACACUCCCACGCUCCCUCCUCUACCGGAGACAGAAUCACACACCCACUCAGACACCCACUGACGAGCAACACAAUUCAGCCGCCUCCUGCACUGCCUGGGGGUAUUUUUCUCUGGAGGAGGCAUAUGUGAGGGGGUGUUUAACCCUGGCUAGGGGUGGGGGUGGAGAUGGGGUGUCUGGGGGUGCAGAAAAACACGGGGUACAGACAGAUGGAGUUAUUCUGAGGGGGAGACAGAGGCAUCAGGUCACACCAGCUGACACCCCCUCAUUGGCCCACACACAAUGAGAUAUGACUCUACUACUGACGCACUGAACCAUUUAUCACACAUACAGUAUGGAGCCCUGAGGUAGAAUAGAGAUAGACAUGCUGAUUCCGUUUAUCAAACAUGUCUUGUAUGUAUUUGUUUGUCUUCCUCUGUUCUCUUAGAGAAUGUCUAACUUCCAAAUGUGUUUGUGCUGUGUGAGACACCUAAAGCCUUUUGAAUCUUCUCGUGACCCUACAGUGUUACCAGCCACAACACAGUGUUAAUCUGGGACCCACUAAGAACAGGCUCCAACCCACCAUCUGUUAAACUGUAAUCUGACCCUUUGUCCUCCUGCAGGUCUAGCUGGGAGCUACCAGAGCUGUGUGAGGGUCUUGUGAGGGCCAUCAGUGACUCAGAUGGGGUGAGCUACCCCUGGUACGGCAACACCACCGAGACGGUCACCCUGUCGGGGCCCACCUCCAAGCCCUCGCGCUUUACCGUCAGCAUGAACGAUAACUUCUACCCCAGUGUGACCUGGGCCGUGCCCAUCAGCGAUAGCAACCUUCCCUUGCUCACCCGCAUCAAGAGGGACCAGAGCUUCACCACAUGGCUGGUGGCCCUCAACACGGCCACACGGGAGAAGAUCCUGCUGCAGACGGUCAAGUGGCGCAUGCGGGUGGACAUCCUGGUGGACCCCUCCAUGCCCCUGGGCUCCAGAGCCACCCUGAUGGGCCGGGCACACCAGGACCAGCCCCGCGUCCUAACCCGCAUGGAGCCCAUCCCCCCCAACGCCCUGGGGAGGCCCAAUGCCAAUGACGCCCAGGUGCUGAUGUGGAGGCCCAGAAAGGGCCCGCCUCUGGUGGUCAUCCCUCCUAAGUAG
This is a messenger RNA of Coregonus sp. 'balchen', 1918 nucleotides long. The record is from the annotation of a GenBank genome assembly. NCBI's taxonomy places the organism in Eukaryota, Metazoa, Chordata, Actinopteri, Salmoniformes, Salmonidae.